AUGGAUAGUCAAAAAAGGAGUUUGGGCUUCUUAUCUCUUGCUUUUCUCUUCAUCACCUGCUCUUCUGCUGAGUUCCUCAUUCAACAGGUCACAGAAGGCAGAGGAACAGAGAACAACAGUUCUUACAAUCUCUGGGCGAAUCUUGGAGUGACAAGAGUGUUGAGAGAAGAGCGACCAUCGAGUAAGAUAGUAACUAUAGCAGGCUACUCCGUGAUUAAGGAGAGAACCGAACUCUACGAGUCCUCUGUUUUCGAAGCUGCUGGUUACAAAUGGAGGUUGUUAAUGUACAUGAAUGGUAAUAAAAACGACGGUGGAAAUGGCUAUAUAUCACUAUACGUGAGGAUGGAAGAGACCGAAUCGCUUCCAUAUGGUUGGGAAGUCAACGUUGAUCUCAAACUAUUUGUCCACAAUCCAAAGCAACACAAGUACUUGGCUGUCACAGAUGGAGCAGUCAAGAGAUUCACCGCGGCGAAAAAAGAGUGGGGAUUCGGACAGUUGAUUUCCCUCGCAACGUUCCAAAACGCGAACCAGGGGUACAUUGUGCAGGACACAUGUUCUUUUGGUGCUGAGAUCCUCAUCGUUAAACCGGCCGAGAAACAAGAGAAAGUCACAUUUAUAUCAAACCCACCAAACAAUGUUUUCACUUGGAAGAUUCUUCGUUUCUCCACCUUGGAAGAUAAAUUCUACUAUUCUGAUGAUUUUCUCGUUGGAGACCGUUACUGGAGAUUAGGAUUUAACCCGAAAGGGGAUGGAGAUGGCAGACCACAUGCACUUCCAAUCUACUUAUAUGCUCAAGGCUUUAGGCCAAACGCAGUUGUUACAAACACUUGGGGAGCGGUUAAUCUACGAUUAAAGAACCAACGUAGCUCCAACCACAGGCAACUAUAUUCUGCAGCUUGGUACCCGAUUCGAAGCGAUUAUGGUGUGGGAGUGAACAAUAUCAUAUUGAUGAAAGAUUUAAAGGAUACAUCCAAAGGGUAUUUGGUGAAUGAUGCUAUUGUCUUUGAAGCUGAAAUGGUUAAGGUCUCUGUGACCAACAUCGUCCCCGUCUAGUGAUCUCUAAAUCUUUGUCUUGGAUCAAACAACAUUAUGAAUAAAGAGAUGUGUGAUGUGUGUUGUAAUAAUAAGAUGAACUUGUUGAUCCUUGUGAUGUAAUCGUCAUUUCUGUUCUUUGAGUUUGUUUUCUGCUUUGUUAUCAAUGAAAUAAAAUUCUCUUGCUUUUAA
Molecule: messenger RNA, 1224 nt
Organism: Brassica oleracea var. oleracea
Lineage: Eukaryota; Viridiplantae; Streptophyta; Magnoliopsida; Brassicales; Brassicaceae
Exons: 7
Coding region: 1-1053 (350 amino acids)
Molecular function (GO): protein binding
Source: RefSeq, a predicted model, not a curated record